Messenger RNA from Camelina sativa (false flax), 516 nucleotides. The record is from RefSeq and is a predicted model, not a curated record. NCBI's taxonomy places the organism in Eukaryota, Viridiplantae, Streptophyta, Magnoliopsida, Brassicales, Brassicaceae.
AUGAGCUACUCAUCUGCUUCAAGUUUGGCUCAUCAAGUUUCCCCUAUUGGUGUUCCGUCGAGAUGCUGGUGUGGAGAGGAUAUCAUCACAUACACAUCGAAGACAAAGGAUAAUCCAUACCGAAGAUUCUACAGAUGCUCGAUUGCGUUGAUGUUUGGGUAUUUGAUCUUAUUUGAUGUUUACUUGCGGAAGAAUGAGAACCAUUUGUUCAAGUGGGUUGAUGAAGCUUUGUUAGACGAAAUUAACAUGGUUGAUGAGAAGUGGAAGAGAGUUUCCGAAGAUGUCGAUGAUUUGAGGAAGCAGAUGAUGGCUAAUAUGGAACUGCAAAACGAAAUCUUUAAGAAGAUUGACGAAGAGAUGGUUAAGAAGAUUAGUGAGAACAUUGAGAGUGAACUCGUGAUCAUAAAGGAUAAUGUGGAGGAGUUGGGUCAUGUUAUGGUUAGAUCAGCUUUUAAGACAGCAGGUGUUGCAGCUGUAAUUGUUUGUUCACUUGUUUGGAUAUGGGGAAGAAUGUAG